Ustilago hordei is the source of this 882-nucleotide messenger RNA. RefSeq lists its product as uncharacterized. The transcript has a single exon. The coding region runs from base 1 to 882 and encodes 293 amino acids. The record is from RefSeq and is a predicted model, not a curated record. Lineage: Eukaryota; Fungi; Basidiomycota; Ustilaginomycetes; Ustilaginales; Ustilaginaceae.
AUGGCAGCAGGAGCAGUAGCAGGUCUCAUCCUAGGCCUAUUGCUCGGAGUAGCAGCCCUAUUAUCCGCUGUUCUCGCUUGCGCAGGUCGAUCCGAGUCUGAAUCCGAUCUACCUCUGCACAACCUAAACAACACUCUUCCCGCUGCUGCUGCUAAAGCUGGCAAUGCUCCCAAAAAGGACAAGAAGGAUGGUGGUGGGGAUCAGAAGAAAGACGAGAAGAAGGAUGGCAACAGUCAGCAAGGUGGGAAGCAGGACGAGAAGGAAGAUGAGAAGAAGCAAGAAGGUGGCGGAGGCGGAGGCGGAGGCGGAGGAGGGAAGAGAGGAGGCGGCGGUGGUGGAAACCAGAACCAAGACAAAGGGAACGAGAGGAAACAAGCCGACCAAAAGGACACGCCUCCUCCCGCCAAAGCCGACGAUAAAAAGGGUAACCAACAACAGCCCAAGAACGAUGCCGAUGCUAAGAAAGACGAGACAGCCAAAGCUACAGAUCAUAAAGACUGCUGCGAGACACGCAAGCUUUCGCUUCAUGGGACGGUAGAGCUUGUGCAGAUGUUGAAGGACCUUGGUGUCGCUUCACCUGCUGCUCCGACGGCAGCGGAGAAAGGCAAAAAGAAGGAAGAAGCCGAAGAAGAAUACGACUGUGCAAUGUGCCUAGCAUCACACAAACACAAGCCGUCGACAUAUACGAGUGACAACCAUCAAAGAUGCGAACACCACCACCACCACCACCACAACCAUGUCAAGCAGCAUCAUCAUCAACAAAAUUCGGUCGGUCACCAUGCUCGUGCGCACCAUGAUGCUGUGGCAAAGCAUUCGCACAGCACCUGUUCGCAUCGUGGUCACCCGAGUGCACCAAAGUAUGGAGCUCGGUACGAUUCGUAA